GAAACCACUUUAAGACUAACUUCCCUUGUACGCAUGCGUGCAAAGUGUCAACAAACAAGAUGGCCGGAUAUCAACAGAGAUUAAAGCAGUUCCAAGAAAUCUUGGAUGCUGAUGUUAUCAAUUUGAAGUCUCUAAAAUCAUUGUCUUUUUCAAGCGAUAUUUCUAAACUACCUCCCGCGAGAGAGGGCACAGUGGCCAAAAGUGCUGCAGAAACAAAGGAAACUGUACCAGCAGUAUAUGGAAGAAAUUAUCAUAUUGCCAGGCAAAAAGAUGAAAUCACAAGCAUCUGCCAGCGGAGAACUGGGCGACCAUCCUUUGAACCCUGCGAUUAUGUCCCGAUCUGUCGUUCUUCCAACAAGCCACAGAGUACCCAUGUGAAGAGCUGGUCAACGCCUCGUCCAACGUGGAGAACUUGAGAAAACGCGUGGAGCACUGCGUCCUUCAGUCAGAGACCGUCUCCAAGAAUCGACUAGGAAUCACCUUCAAUGCCGUGUCGAGGAAACGCACUCAGAGUGAUGAGUACGCCGUUCUGCCCGACGGGAAGGAAGCUCACUGGGAGGUGGUGGAGAGGAUUCUCUUCCUGUACGCAAAACUCAACCCCGGUCUGGGUUAUGUUCAGGGAAUGAAUGAGAUCUUAGGCCCCAUAUACUACACCUUUGCCACAGAUCCAGAUCAGGGCUACAGAGAAUCUGCGGAGGCGGACUCCUUCUUUUGCUUCACGUGUCUCAUGGGAGAAAUCCGAGACUUCUUCAUAAAGACCCUGGACGACGCUCCUUGUGGCAUUGGGAGCAAAAUGAACCAGCUCAUGGCCAUGGUGCAAAAGUACGACCGCCCGUUGUGGCAACGGCUGGAAGACCAGGAGCUGAGACCCCAGUUUUUUGCCUUCCGGUGGAUCACACUGCUGCUCUCUCAGGAAUUUCAGUUGCCCGAGGUGCUGAGGAUAUGGGACUCCCUAUUUGCGGACAAGGACAGAUUCGACUUCCUUAUUUACGUCUGCUGUGCAAUGCUCGUUUCUAUUCGACACGAACUGCUGCGUGGAGACUUCCCUAACAACAUGAAACUUGUUCAGUGCGUGGUGAUGGGUGCGAAUGCCAUGUGUGUGCCGAGUGAUUUUCAAAGGACGCCAUUUUUUCAAGCUCAACCUACAUGCCAUCUUCCACUUCCUGUCGGGUGCUCAGUCAAAAUGUCCUCGGGUCGUCGAGAGAUGAGAAGACUUAUUUAUAAAUAAGUGCAUUUUUUGGAGUGUGUGAGGGUCCAUAUGUCUUUUUUUUCGUGUGCAAUGACUUAUCGUCAGCUUUUCUUUUCAUUUUCUCGUCCAUGAUACCUUAA
This is a messenger RNA of Aplysia californica (California sea hare), 1329 nucleotides long. Its product is annotated as TBC1 domain family member 13. Gene Ontology annotation, molecular function: GTPase activator activity. The record is from RefSeq and is a predicted model, not a curated record. Gene Ontology annotation, biological process: activation of GTPase activity; intracellular protein transport. Lineage: Eukaryota; Metazoa; Mollusca; Gastropoda; Aplysiida; Aplysiidae.